Molecule: messenger RNA, 680 nt
Organism: Humulus lupulus (European hop)
Lineage: Eukaryota; Viridiplantae; Streptophyta; Magnoliopsida; Rosales; Cannabaceae
Exons: 7
Coding region: 234-500 (88 amino acids)
Biological process (GO): mRNA splicing, via spliceosome; spliceosomal snRNP assembly
Cellular component (GO): U1 snRNP; U4/U6 x U5 tri-snRNP complex; U5 snRNP
Molecular function (GO): RNA binding
Source: RefSeq, a predicted model, not a curated record
GCCCGAAUUAAAAACCCAGCCCAAUCCAUUCCAAGUAGUCUAACCCUAAGACAGCUCUUUCUCCCGCUCUCUUUCUCUUUCUCUGUCACACGCACGCACUGACCUCUCUACUCUACCUGCUCUUCGUCUCUCUCUACCAGUGAUAAUUCGAACGGCGCCAGAGGAAAGGGAAAGAGCUCUCUCAGAAGCUAGGGUUUUAUAUUUCUGAAGUUCAACCUCUUCAAUUCGCAGCCAUGGCGAGCACCAAAGUUCAGAGGAUUAUGACCCAACCUAUUAACUUGAUUUUUAGGUUUCUUCAAAGCAAAGCACGCAUUCAAAUUUGGCUUUUUGAGCAGAAGGACCUAAGGAUCGAGGGCCGAAUCAUUGGUUUUGAUGAAUACAUGAAUUUGGUUCUUGAUGAUGCUGAAGAAGUCAACGUCAAGAAGAAGAGCAGCAAGACACUGGGGAGGAUACUUUUGAAAGGAGACAACAUAACUCUGAUGAUGAAUUCGGGAAAAUGAUGAUCAUGCCACUGAUUGGAUUGAUUGAGGCUUACAGUGUUGUUCCCGUAGCAUAGCAUGUAUGUUGAGUUAAUUUACAGUUGCUACUUCGGCCGCUUGGUUUGAGUACAUUUUGGAUAGCAUGUAGGAGAACUCAUUGAAUGUUGAUUUUAUAUGCCUAUAAGUAGAUAAGUUGUUGCA